This is a messenger RNA of Mycena citricolor, 3568 nucleotides long. The record is from the annotation of a GenBank genome assembly. NCBI's taxonomy places the organism in Eukaryota, Fungi, Basidiomycota, Agaricomycetes, Agaricales, Mycenaceae.
AUCCUAGAACGACUUCGUCUCAAGUUUGUAUGUAGAUCUGAUCGAUAUCGGUGCUCACACUUACAGCUUAUCCACAACGAGUGCAUACGAAACGGCCAGCUAUCUGUCGUUUCCAUGUCCUGGCGUCCAACAACCUCAUUUAGUGACAAGCUGUGGCGGUUUCCCAAGGAUGUCACCUGUCUCCUGAGCGAGAUGUGAUAUGAAUACAUCAGCCCACCACGACAUGCUCUUCUCCUACGGGAGGCAAGACGCGUUGAGCCCCAGGCUGGAAUGGCGCUGCCCGUCGACCCAUCCGGCCAUCUCGCGGCACUGAUCACCUGGUCGACAUUGAACCUCUUCGCCGGCGUCUUCAACACGCUGCUCUUCAUCACGACCCUUAUCGCGCAAGGUCUCGACGCGCAAGCGACCCUGCUGAACCUCCAGAUCGUGUUCAUCCUCGCAUCGAUCUCGAACAGCGCGUUGGUCUGGACCGGGCACGCGCUGCGGCAGCACAUCCCGUUCGGGCUUUGUGCGUUCGACGCCGCCGUGAACAUGUCCAACGUCCCGCUCAUGAGUGGAGCGGCGCUCGCGAUGGUUGCCCAGGUUUGGGGGACAGCGAUGAAGACCUGGCAUCCUCGUCUCGAGCCGAUUCUAGCGUGGGUUGUCUGGAGUCCGUUGCUCGUCGCACUUCCUUACCUCUGCGCCGUGCCUCUGUUUGUGACGGCUAUAAUCUUGGGAGUCACGCGUCCAGCGGAUGUUUUUCGAGGCUCUCCUUUCUACUGUGUCGUCAAUAUCAAUUGGAUCCAGAUUCUCACCAGCUGCUUCGGUGCCAUUUUUUCGCUCGUGACGCUCACUCUAGCUGUCUGGACCUCCUCUCGGAUCUUUGUUACCCGGCAGCGGCGUAAACAGUCCCCGUCCCGGGUCCACAACAGUGGCAGUCCACUACUCUCUCACGCCUUCAUCAUCCGGGUCGUGGCAUUCUCAUGCUUUGUACUGGCAGCCUUUAUAACCGGUCUCCUCGCGUUGACAACCGCUUUCACAGCAGUGGUGCCUGAUAUCGUGCUCGCUUCCUGUGGUGUCGGAGCAUUUUUCAUAUUUGCCAGCUCGAAGCCUAUCCUGCGAUUUGUUUUCCGAUGCCAGCGCGAACCAGAUGCUGUGUGUCAAACCUUCUCGUUCUCCCAAUCCAUCAUCAUCCCGGAAAUGAGCGACGCCAGCUCUCAAGUGCCUGAGCACCAUUCGACCGACACUGAUUCUGCCGGCCCCGACUACACGUACAAAGCACGGUUUGGGGACAUUCAGGUUGUCCGCACAGUAGCCACUACGCAAGAGAAUAUUCUCCGUUUGCAUGGACUUCGUGACUAAUCGAUGAUCGAGACCCUCUACGUCUCUGUACUUUUUUAAUGAAACUCGUUGCAAAGAUCUCACUUGUAUACAAGGCCAGGCACCGAUGACAUCACGUGGCGAUAAUUGUCUGCGCGACCGAUCAGGAGUUUACUUGCUAUUCCAAUUUUGAAGGCUUUCUGCAAGCAAUAUUCUUGCCGCUCCCGCCACCGGCGCGGUCGUCCGGUGUCCCUGCACGACUCUCAUCGUACGUCAGAAACGUUUUCCCAGGGACGCCCACUGCGACACCUUUUAACCAGGGGUUGGGACACGCGUCGUCGACCUCCCCUCUCUGCCUAAGCAAGAGGACUGAGGAUGGCUGCGCACUUGCCUGAGCUCGUCGUCUGGUCCUCGUUGAGCUUCUUCUCCAUGGUCGCCAACCUCCUGCUGCUCAUCGUGACCCUGCUUGUACAAGGCUCCAGCGCAAACCUGACGCUGCUCAACCUCGUCUUCGUCUUCUUCUUCUCGUCGAGCGCCAACAGCGUGCUGGUGUGGACGGGCCACGCGCUGGAGCAGCGUAUCCCGUUCUCGCUGUGCUUGUUCAACGCAUCGGUGAACAUGUCGAACGUGCCACUCAUGGCAGGCGUGGAUCGAGACCAUCCACAUGGGGCCUCGACAUUCCCAAGCAUGGGCCCCACAACCACCUUUUCUUUUCCGACGGAAGAUCCCGGCGGUCGCUUGGGACUCUGGGGUACAAAUUCCACGUCCUUCCUCAGCAUCAGCAGGGCAUUCGGUAGCCGGGCCUGGCCGGGCGUGCGGGGCAGGGCCGAACUGGGCUUUUUCGGCGAAGGUGGGCCCGGCGUAGAGGGCCCAGCCCCGGGCAGGAACUGAGAUCGCUUCUUCGGAGAAACGGAGCCCACUGCUGAGGUCGUCGAGGAGAAAGAGCUUCCUGACGUGGAUCUCGAUGAAGGCGAUGACGAGAAAGGCGAUGACGACGACGAGGUCGUCGUCGUGUCAAAAGAACCGGACGACAGCGAGCUGUCGAAACUCGUGGAACCGGAUGAGAACGAGUAGGUGGAGGACCCAUAUCGGGAGGGGGGGCGACUGGGAACCGCGUUGAUGAAAGGCUUGUGCGAGGAUGGGUGCCGAGGCAAUGGUCUCGGGGUCGACGGGGCCGAGUCAAUUGGUGCCUUGUGCAUGGUGACUAAAGGUAGCCCUGAAACAGGAGACACGUUUGUUUCGUCUAGCAGAUAGAAGUAUAGGAACUCUAGGCAUUUCAUUCUAUCAUCGUGCUUAGAGCUCUGGGAAGCCAGCGCAAACACGUCAGACCACGCACCACACUUCCCGAGGAGUCCCUGCCCGCUUCAAUAUCUUCACAACGGCGUGAACGCCUUGGCACGAUUCGGAGAGACGCAGCGCGGGCGACGAGUCGACCAGCACACACAACAGUGUGUCAUGAUCACACUGGCGAGCGGCUGAGCCUUGGCAACGUUUGCUUUCGAUGCGGUUUUGGGCAGUGAUAAGUGACGGGAUGCGAGAAAAAGAUCAAGUAUAACCUAGAGUGGGGAGAUCACUCAUGAUCAAGGUAUUGUUGAUGUUUGAUUACCCCACCUCUUUUGCCUCUGAACCACCAUCACCAUGGCUGAACCUGCUGCUCAACCCAACCCUGCUGUCAUGAGCGCAUCAUUGACGGCCGCAGCAGACAACCUGAGGGACCUUAGUGCUCAAGUUGCUCUGCUUGACAACCUUCCUGUCAUGAACAUUGGCCAUCAGCUGCAACAGCUUGUCCUGACAAUUGUGGCUGACAACCACCAGACUGCACUUGACAACCAUGCAGCUCUAGUUCAGAGGCUCAAUCACAUUCAAGCCAGUUUGGCUCUUCAGCCCAUGAAGCUUGCAAAUGCAGCAGCUGGACGAAAUAGCAUUCUUGUUGGGCCAAACCUAGCUCCACUUGCUAAUCCUCAUCCUCAAACUCGUGAAGUCUUUCUCAGCUUUACAAUUGCUCAGUGCCAGGCAUCCACUGCUGCAUUUGUUGCUGAUGGCCAUCCACUUCAAGUUCAUCCAAAUGGCAUUCCUCGUAUUGUUCACCUACAACAACUUGCUCUUUUUCUUGGCAUCUUUUUGUAGGAAGUGUAGAGAUGAGUGUUCAUGAGAAGUCUUGUUGAGCCUGUUGCAUCAUGUAUUGUUCUUGUUCUUGCUGCUACUUACUUAAAAAAUGAAAUGCAUGUGUAUGUUAGUAUGUUUGACUCAUAUGUACUUUUUGGCAUCC